This is a messenger RNA of Drosophila sechellia, 681 nucleotides long. RefSeq names its product tRNA splicing endonuclease subunit 15 (gene Tsen15). The record is from RefSeq and is a predicted model, not a curated record. Gene Ontology annotation, molecular function: nucleic acid binding. NCBI's taxonomy places the organism in Eukaryota, Metazoa, Arthropoda, Insecta, Diptera, Drosophilidae. Gene Ontology annotation, biological process: tRNA splicing, via endonucleolytic cleavage and ligation. Bases 168 to 509 code for a protein of 113 amino acids. The transcript has 4 exons.
GCAGCCCUUCGCAACAGCUGUUGUGAAUCUGACGCAGAACAUAAGUUUUGGUUAAAAGUUAUUGUUGUUAAAACUGCAAGUCUUAAAUUACACCAAUUAAUAUAACUACCUAUGCCUAUUACUCACAAAAAUAGCUACACCGUAAUACAUUCACUGUUUUUUCGGCCAUGCUGGAACUCAAUGACUUCACAACUGUAUGCCCCGAUGAUUUGACCGCCGCUUUGGGUUUUCAAAUAUACAACGACUUAAAAAAUGAGGAACAAAGCGCCGAAUUUCAACCCAACUAUGAUUCCAACCUGAAAGUUUUUUAUUUGAUGAAAAACGAUAAAGUUUAUAUACCGGUUCUGCACACAAAGGCAAUCGACUUCAGAAUCAUAAAAUCUUUACACGAAAAGCUUAAAAAACGCAAUAUAUUUGUAGCCAUUGUGGACAAUACCGCCAAUAUUUUGUAUUAUCAUAUGAGCGAAGGUCUCAGCGAAAACCAGUCGACAAAAACAGCAGCUAAAUAAUAGCGAUAGAUACAUUUAUUUAAAAUCAUAUCAUAAAUAUAAUUACAGUCACAACUUGAAACUAAACAAUGUGACUGGAUGUGAACCAAUCCGACUUUCCAGAUUUAAACUUAAAUCGAUGAUUAUAGCCGCAAGUUGUGAGCAUAAUCAUAAUAAAAAUGACAAUAGAAGA